Molecule: messenger RNA, 1098 nt
Organism: Phytophthora infestans T30-4
Lineage: Eukaryota; Oomycota; Peronosporomycetes; Peronosporales; Peronosporaceae
Product: serine protease family S33, putative
Exons: 2
Coding region: 1-1098 (365 amino acids)
Cellular component (GO): membrane
Molecular function (GO): lipase activity
Source: RefSeq, a predicted model, not a curated record
AUGCGCUUACCGGUAAGCUCAGUGACGAAGAUUUACGCCCAAGAUCGUCGUCUGACUCGACGCAAGUUCCAGAAUCGCCGAGGUCAGUCGCUCUUGUACUUUUCACUCUUUCCCCCGGAGAAGCUGGCGAUGCGUGGAGUUAUUCUCUAUUUGCACGGCAUGGGUGACCACUGUCGACGGAGUACAGAACUCUACGAGCGUUACUGCGAAGAAGGUUUUGGUGUGAUUACCUACGACCUGGUGAAUCACGGCGCAAGUGACUACGAUCAGUACAACACGCGCGCGCACAUCAGCAAUUUCGAUGAUUUCGUCGACGACACGAACGACUUUGUCAAAUUCGCCAAGAUUAAUAUUUACAAGAUUGCUCUUAGGUACUGGCGGAAGCACCACCACCCUCGUCACCCGCAUGGAAGGGAAAAGAAGCGCGAUACGCCACCCGAAUUGCCACUGAUUAUCUCGGGCACGUCGUUCGGAGCUCUAAUUGGCCUCCACACUGUGCUCUCAGGUCAGCACAAGUUCCACGCUGCUAUGUGGGCGUCGGCUAGUAUUGGAGUGACGUGGACUCCGGUGCUGUGGGCUCAGUGGAAGUUUGCCAAGCCGCUGGUUGCAGCGUUCCCGACGGCCAAAGUGAUUCCUGCGAUUCAGCACAACCUGCGAAGUCGAAACCCAGACUUUCUGGAGAAAUACCAGGACGAUCCUCUGACCAGCAGCGACAUGAUCACUCCUCGCAGUGGACACGAGUCACUCAACGCCAUGAUUCGACUCCAGCAGGACAAGAGAGUUUCAGACGAGGAUUCUUCCUUUUGUACGGUCCCCAUGUUGUUCCUUGCUGGAUCUGACGAUCGCAUAUCGGACCAGCAGGCUACGUUCAAAUUCUUCCAACGAAUGGGAAACUUGGACAAGUCUUUCAAAGUCUUUGAUGGCUUGUACCACAUGAUCUACGAAGAACCUGAGAGGGAGGAAGUUCUCCAAUAUCUGGUGGAAUGGUUGCACAAAAGAUUUCCACUCGAGACGCGGCAUCCAAACGAUGUAGUCACGAAACUGGAGCCGUCCAUCCGCAGCUACAACUACGUCAAGGCAGAACGCACUGAACUGUGA